Lepisosteus oculatus (spotted gar) is the source of this 1282-nucleotide messenger RNA. It is a transcript of the gene xrcc2, whose product is annotated as X-ray repair complementing defective repair in Chinese hamster cells 2. Gene Ontology annotation, cellular component: centrosome; Rad51B-Rad51C-Rad51D-XRCC2 complex; replication fork. Gene Ontology annotation, biological process: DNA strand invasion; double-strand break repair via homologous recombination. The record is from RefSeq and is a predicted model, not a curated record. Gene Ontology annotation, molecular function: ATP binding; four-way junction DNA binding; ATP-dependent DNA damage sensor activity. NCBI's taxonomy places the organism in Eukaryota, Metazoa, Chordata, Actinopteri, Semionotiformes, Lepisosteidae.
GCGAAGGCGGGAUAUUUCACUCGCCUGAAAAUGAAACUGAAGUGGCUUGAGAGGGCUUAGUUUUCCGCUGGUGGUUCAAUGCAUCAUGACGCAUGAUGUUAGCUCGGCUGAGUCUGGUGCGCAGCUGUUUGCUCGGCUCGAAGGAAGGAGUUCACUGAAGAACAUCGAGCCUCGGAUUUUUCCUGAAGAAGGAGCUCCUGUCCCAGGGGACGUGGUCGAGUUCUAUGGCACAGAGGGAACGGGGAAGACCGAAACGAUAUACCAUUUGGUGGCCCGCUGCAUUCUUCCAGCUGAAAACGGGGGGCUUGAGGUAGAGGUGAUGUUCGUGGACACCGAUUAUCACUUCGACAUGCUGCGCUUGGUGAGUAUUUUGGAGCACCGGCUGCCCCAGAGCCCGGAGGAGACCAUCCGGAUGUGCCUGCGCCGACUGUUUGUGGUUCACUGCACUAGCACCGUCCACCUGCUCCUGACGCUGCACUACGUGGAGAACAUGUUUUGCAGCCGUCCUGCCCUCUGCCUGCUCGUAAUUGACAGCAUCUCUGCUUUCUAUUGGAUAGACAGGAGCAACGGGGGCGAAAGCGUCACCCAGCAGGAGUCCAAUCUUGGGAAGUGCAGCGCUUUUUUGGAGAAGCUUCUUAGAGAUUACCGCAUCGUCUUGUUUGCCUCCACCCAGGCUAUCAUGAGAAGCUAUUCUGGCGAGCCCUCCAGGGCAGCGGGGGCCUCCUCGUCUUGGAGGCGCUGUCCUGCGGCGGACGGGGAUUAUAGCAAACCCUACCUUUGUAAGGCUUGGCAGCGGCUCGUCACGCACCAGCUGGCGUUUUCCAAAACGGACGCCCGGAGGGACUCGCGGGCGGUUUUCUCCAUCGCUUCCUCCAGCGCAGGGACCAAAAGCACAAGCAGGUGCUUUUUCUGUGUCACAGAAGGGGGCGUCCAGUUUUUCUGAUUUCACGCCUUCUCUCCCGUUUUUUCCUGGCGGUGGAGGGUGGGGGUAUGGGGGUUUGGGUACCGAAUUGAUGUCAUAACGUUGAAAGGAAGUUCCUGUGGGAUGUUGCCCUCUUUGUUUCGGUUUGUGACUGUCGAGGCCUUUUCACUGUACCUCAAAAAGCGGGAUGAAGAGAGAACACUGUGAAGGGGUUUUAUAGAGACUUUUUGAUAAAAUCCUUACCCAUAGGGCAUUCGUAUGCUUCCAAAGUACUGCUUGAAAGUUCCCUGGCUGCAGAACAUAUAGCUCACAUAGAAAAACAACACAAUGAAUGCUAAAAUAUAUUUUUUUCAGAUCGUU